This is a messenger RNA of Ophidiomyces ophidiicola, 1890 nucleotides long. It is a transcript of the gene set9, whose product is annotated as histone lysine methyltransferase Set9. Gene Ontology annotation, molecular function: histone H4K20 methyltransferase activity; protein binding. Bases 1 to 1890 code for a protein of 629 amino acids. NCBI's taxonomy places the organism in Eukaryota, Fungi, Ascomycota, Eurotiomycetes, Onygenales, Onygenaceae. The transcript has 2 exons. Gene Ontology annotation, cellular component: nucleus. The record is from RefSeq and is a predicted model, not a curated record.
AUGGCGCCUACUCCACUGCCGAAGCAAAAAGGAAAGUUGACGCUGGCUCAACUUGCCGCCUACGAUGAUAUCAUCACGGACUCGAUGGUCGAUCGCGCUUUUUUUUGGACUAAAAUCCGCAAAAACAGGCCCAAAUAUUUCCCCAUCCGAGGCGUUAUAGAGGAUGAGGUUACGUCGAUAUUGCUGCAGGAUGUUAUUGUUGCCAAAGACGUGUCAAAAGCGGAAAAAUCCCUUCUCAAUCUCACAGGCAUAAGGAAGUAUGUUGGCAAACUUGGAUCUGAAAAGGAAAAGGAAUGGUUUCGCCGUCAUCUACGAAAAUACAUUUCCAUUUAUCUUCCCGACUGCCCUUUUGAAGUUAGCACAACGAAUCGCUAUACGAUUACGACAUAUGAAGCGGCAUUGUCGGCUAGAAAGCUCAUCAGGGCUGGCGAUACUAUAAGGCAUCUUUCGGGGACGCUUGUCGCUCUUACACCCGAAGAGGAAACGACGCUAGACUUGACGAGAAGAGAUUUCAGCAUCGUAAUGUCAAGUCGCAAAAAAACCCCAUCCUUAUUCCUAGGCCCAGCAAGGUUUUCAAACCAUGACUGCAAUCCUAACGCAAGGCUUGUUACGAAAGGCUCUGAAAGCAUGGAAAUUGUGGCUAUUCGGGAUAUUGAGGUGAAUGAGGAAAUCACCGUAUCUUAUGGUGAUAAUUACUUUGGCGUAGACAAUUGUGAAUGCCUUUGCAACACUUGCGAGCUUGCGUUACGAAAUGGGUGGUCUCCCGAUAAUGCAUCUGAAAAUAAUAGUCGUGCCUCUUCACCUGAGGAAAUAACUGGCAACAUCCAGUCAGGAGUCUCCCCAACUCCUGCCUCUUCAGAAUACAUGCGCGAACCGUCGCUCGACCCAAUUUUCUCAACGCCUGUGGAUAAUAUCACAUCCUCAAGCCUGCGGCACCAAACAUCGCCUCCCAGCAGCCCCGACCCUAUCUCCGAGCCUCUGAUCACAGUAAAUGGACGACGGCUCUCUGGCUUUCUAAUCCCUCCAGAAUUCAAGGAGCUUUCUUCGCAAUGUACUGUUGGGUCUAGCUUGCAUCAUUUCCAAUACUCAAGUUCGAACAUUGCUUCUAGUAUUUCGUCUCCUAGCGAUCAAAACCUAUGUCUUGCCUUUGGAGACGAUCAGACUCCUGCUCCUACAAGAUCUACUACGGUAACAUCUAUUUCUGAAUCAAAUUUUAAUUCAAAGAAGGGAGAACUGAAACUGGAGCCUACAUCUGAGAAAUGUCUUGAAAAACGCGAGAUCGAGACUCCAGCUGUGCAAGACGGCCGUAAUACUCGCGAGAAUGAAGAGUCAGAGCUCUCUGACUUGUCUGCUUCUUGGGAAAUUGAUGAUAAGAAAAUGACCGUUGUGAAACGUGAUUCGAUUAAGAAGACUAGAAAGCGCAAAAGCCACCUCAUUCCUACUAUCGAGCAUGACGGUCCGAAACUUAGAACUCCUGGGGAUUACACAAAAACAUCAAAGCUGCUUGCGCAGCGGUAUGACCGCUGGGUAGACUGCCAGACCUGUAAUGCCUGGUUUGUUCAGGGAGACUCAUAUCUCACACGAAAAGAAUGCCCCCGAUGCGAACGUCACUCCAAGCUGUACGGGUAUCGCUGGCCUAAAACUGAUAAAGAAGGUCGGAAUGAUUCCGAAGAGCGCGUGAUGGACCAUCGCACGAUACAUCGUUUUCUAGCAACCGAAGAUGAAUCCCGAAUUCAACGUCGUGGCCGAGGCAUUAGCCAUGCAACCACCACCUCAACUCGGGAUAUUUCCGAGAACAGAACAGAAGCGGAUCCAAGUGAAUUUGGAGAUGAACGUCGUGUCACGAGAGCCGCGAAGCGAGCAAGAAGCUCGCUACACUUGAAUGUGUAG